UGCGCCGCGCCUGGUACAGCAUGGCCGAGACAGGACUCAACGGGAGCUUCACAUUGGAGCUGAGCUACGGUGGCCACGUUGUCCCCCUGUGGCGAAGCCCAGCCUCGUCCUCUGGUGCCCGGCGCCCCCUGCUGGCCUACACCGGAAGAGUCUGUGGCGCUUUCCUGGUGACCUUUUCCUCGGUGGCAAGUGUGGCGCUGGAUGAUGUGCAGUUCAGGAACUGUGGCCCCCAAAGUCCCCGGAGGUGCACCCCAGACGAGCGCCCGUGCCUGCCAAGUGGCUGCAUGACCUCUGCCCGCCAUUGUGAUGGCACCAAGGACUGUGGCAAUGGCGGCGACGAAUGGGGUUGCAAGACCUUCCUCUCAUGCUUCUUCUGGGAGGGCUGGAGCAGGUGGGCAGCAGAUGCCAACCAGAACCUCUCCUGGGCGAGGAACUGCAGCUCCCAGGCGCCACCGUCCCCAGCCCGCCCCACCCACGACCAGACCACCAACAUGCCGGAAGAUGGUAGACAUGACAGCUGA
Molecule: messenger RNA, 521 nt
Organism: Podarcis raffonei (Aeolian wall lizard)
Lineage: Eukaryota; Metazoa; Chordata; Lepidosauria; Squamata; Lacertidae
Product: apical endosomal glycoprotein-like
Exons: 6
Coding region: 21-521 (166 amino acids)
Molecular function (GO): protein binding
Source: RefSeq, a predicted model, not a curated record